GCCAGCGGAGCCGUAUAUUUGGGGGGACAUUAAAAUGUCGGACCAUCACUUCCGAAUACAUGUAGAAAGGAGAGAGUUUUAGUUGGGAGUACAGAGGUAUCCCACACAAAGCGUAUUUAAGUACGUUUGGUGCUGGCUAAAUAUAAAAUAUGAACAGAAAGGAAGAUUACGAUUCAUAUGAAAUCGAGGAGCCGAGCGACGAAGAAAGAGCCGAGAGCAGCUCGGAGGAUGAAUUGGACGUUCUUCUUAACGGGACACAAGAGCAAAAAAGGAAGCUGAUACGAGAGUACCUGACGGGGGAAAGCGAGCCGUCAAGCGAGGAUGAGUUUGAGAAAGAGAUGGAGGCCGAGCUCAGUUCCACCAUGAAGACCAUGGAGUGCCAAUGGGGGGCGCCAGCGGAUUCAGGAACGGCUUCUAGUGCCUCAGCCACAAGUACCAGCGCACCUGCAACAGCUCCCCCCCAGCUCUACGACAGUAUUUAUUUUGACAGCGAUUCUGACGAGGACGAAAGAUCUGGUAACUCAGCCAGUUGCCGGGCCAAGCAGCGGCGAAUCCUUACAAAUGAUGAAUUGCUGUAUGACCCUGACAAAGACAACCUUGACCAGGCUUGGGUAGAUGCUCAAAGGAAGAUGUAUAGCAAAUGCAGGGCCAAGAGGUCAGCAGCUGGCCGAGGUGCUCCGUCCCAAACGCUUCCGAGCAGCGACGCCAUCCUGAACUGUCCAGCCUGCAUGACCACCCUGUGUCUGGACUGCCAGAGGCACGAGAAGUAUCGGACACAAUAUCGAGCAAUGUUUGUCAUGAACUGCACCAUAAACAAGGAGGAGGUUCUCCGGUACAAAACGCCCAAUGAUAAGCAGAGGAGGAACCGCCGCAAGAGGAGAGCAGGUUGCCAGGAGGCAGCCCCUGCAGGAGCAGAGCCGGAGGAGACGUACCAUCCCGUGCAAUGCACAGAGUGUGCCACAGAGGUCGCCGUAUUUGACAAAGAUGAAGUUUAUCAUUUCUUCAACAUACUUGCAAGUCACUGCUAAAAACCACCAAGUGACUUAAAAGAUGCUUAUGAUGUACAGCAGACUUAAUUCAGUGUUUUUAAUUUUCUUUAUUUUUUUUUAAUCCUAGUGUCUCCUCUCAUUGUUGUCUUAACCAUGGGGCAGGGGAAGAAAUUGCCCUUUGUUUUGGUGGCCCUUUAAUCAGAGCUAUUGGAGGUUACCAGCAGUGGACUUUCCCGAGGUCCAUAAGUCAAAGUUGGCUAUCUAAUAUUCAUUUUGAUUGUAGUUAGAUGUUAACUAUUUAUUUGCUGGUACAAAAUUAUUUUUUUCAACUCUUCUUCUUGAUUGACACCUAGUAAGUUGUAUCCGACUAACAAAACCUGUUAUGUACCAUUUGUAAUGACGAUUAUUUUCAUAUUCCAUAUCAUUAAAAUGGUCACCAGA
This is a messenger RNA of Brienomyrus brachyistius, 1430 nucleotides long. It is a transcript of the gene eapp, whose product is annotated as e2f-associated phosphoprotein. Lineage: Eukaryota; Metazoa; Chordata; Actinopteri; Osteoglossiformes; Mormyridae. The transcript has 6 exons. Bases 150 to 1028 code for a protein of 292 amino acids. Gene Ontology annotation, cellular component: nucleus. The record is from RefSeq and is a predicted model, not a curated record. Gene Ontology annotation, biological process: positive regulation of cell population proliferation.